Molecule: messenger RNA, 6242 nt
Organism: Bacillus rossius redtenbacheri
Lineage: Eukaryota; Metazoa; Arthropoda; Insecta; Phasmatodea; Bacillidae
Gene: MAPk-Ak2
Product: MAP kinase-activated protein kinase 2
Exons: 8
Coding region: 1-1041 (346 amino acids)
Biological process (GO): intracellular signal transduction; protein autophosphorylation; peptidyl-serine phosphorylation
Cellular component (GO): nucleus; cytoplasm
Molecular function (GO): mitogen-activated protein kinase binding; calcium/calmodulin-dependent protein kinase activity; ATP binding
Source: RefSeq, a predicted model, not a curated record
AUGGGAAGCUGGGAGGAAGGAGUGGGAGGCUUCUUGACUAAGGGUGUAAAGGGGGCUGCUGUGACGUCCCAGCCCAGCCAAACUAGCUUGCCUACUUUGGUGCCGACGAGAGGGAGUGUCCAGGUACUCCACGAUUGUACUAAAGCACGCCGUGAAGUAGAUCUGCAUUGGCGUGCUAGUGGGUGCCGGCAUAUUGUCAAUAUAAUAGAUGUCUAUGAAAACACUUACAGUGGCCACAAGUGUUUGUUGGUUGUAAUGGAGUGCAUGGAAGGAGGAGAACUAUUUCAACGAAUACAAGAGAGACAAGAUGGUGCAUUCACAGAGAGAGAAGCAGCUCAGAUAAUGAGAGAAAUUUGCUUGGCAGUAAAAUACUUACAUGAUAUGAAUAUUGCACAUAGAGAUUUAAAACCAGAAAACCUGCUAUACACAAAACCAGAUCAGUGUGGGGUUCUGAAGCUUACAGAUUUUGGUUUUGCGAAGGAAACUUUUUCAAAGGACACUUUACAAACACCUUGUUACACUCCAUAUUAUGUUGCACCUGAAGUCCUGGGACCGGACAAGUAUGACAAGAGCUGUGAUGUGUGGUCCCUUGGAGUUAUUAUGUAUAUUCUGUUAUGUGGUUUUCCACCAUUUUAUAGCAACCAUGGCUUAGCUAUUUCUCCAGGAAUGAAGAAGCGAAUUCGAACUGGACAGUAUGAUUUUCCUAAUCCUGAGUGGCAAAAUGUUUCUCAAGAUGCUAAGGAUUUGAUACGAGGCAUGCUGUGCAUUGAUCCAGCUAAGCGUUACACUAUUGAUCAGGUUAUGCAGAAUAAAUGGAUUGCACAAUAUACGGAAGUACCACAAACUCCAUUGCAUACUGGCCGUAUGUUGAGAGAAGGUGAAGAUAUUUGGCCUGAAGUUCAAGAAGAAAUGACGCGGUCAUUAGCAACAAUGCGUGUUGAUUAUGAUCAAGUUCACAUUAAAAGCCUAGACAGUACUAAUAAUCCUCUCCUGAACAAACGCCGUAAGAAAGCUGGUGAAAUGCCAGAUGAUAUGCAGUAGUAUAUUGUCUCGUGUGUAAGAGGCAGAACGUCAGACAUUUUGGCAGGGAGUUUUUAAAUCAGUGCAGUUAGUGCUAAAAGCAAAUAUGCUUAAAGAUAAGAUGUGGAAUAUAUAGUCAACAGACCGCACAGGAAAUUCAUCCCAUAAGCAAGAGACAUGUUGAUGUAGAUACUUUUUUUUGCAUAUUAAAUGCAGUUGGCCAAAACUUACAAUUUUUUUAACUAACAUUUUUUUUACAACAUUUUUCUGCCCCAGUGAUGAGAGUAAAUAAGUUUAUGUAAAAUGAUGCAUAUAAAAUAUCAUAGCUCAAAAAUGUUGCUGGCUAUUGUGUUUGUUUAUGAAAACUUUGUUGUGUUAGUAACAUUGCUUUUGUGAAGUAGCGUGUUCCUAAUUUUUCUGUUUCGCUUUAGGUUUUGAAUAUUUUUACGGAGAGCAUAUUUAUUCCAUCUUUUUAAACAUUAUAGUUUUACACACCCAUGUACAUGUUAAUUUUGGAAUUCAACCAGCAGCAAGGGUACACACAGUCUAUGUUGUUAAACUUUAUAAAGCAAAGUUUUCCUAGUAGCAUUGAUAAAUUAAGUUACAUACUUAGUGUUAAUAAAUUCAACAAAGUUGAGUUUGAAAGAUUUUCGUGAUAUAUGAAUUGAACUGUAUCUUUACAGUUCUAGUGUUGAUUCAUAAGUUUCAUAAUUCUAUGAAAGCAUUGGAAAAUAAAUAAACAUUAAAUACUACAUAGUAAAGGUGAAAGUUUUUAAAUACAUUUGUACAGAGAAGUGUUGAUGUAUAAGAGAGACAACAUUUUUUUACAGAGUUUCAUACAUUAACUAGUGUUUAAGCAGCUGCAGAUGUUUUGUAUCUUAACAAGGGAAGGGUUCACCAAUUUGGUUUAAACUGUGUGAGUAGAAGCAGGUACGUGCCCCUUUCAACGUCCUAAAAUAUCUCACCUGAGUGGGCCCUAGGAGUAGAGUUUGAGGGAUAUUGUUCAUGAAUUUUCAAGUCAGUGGCAUGUUGCAGUGGUCAAGCACAUUGCCUGGCCAUCUGCCGGCUCGUGUUCGAUACUUACUGCUGUCUUUUUUUAUUUACAUUUUUUUAUUUCUCACAAUUUAAACAAUUAAUUACAGAAUUUAAAUAUAUUUAAACUUUUAAAUAUAUAAUUUUAAAAUUAAUAUAUUCUUUUAAGUAAUGUUUACUGUAAUGUAGUUGAUAUUUUUAAACAGGAAUUGUUAUAAAUUAUAAAUUUUUGAAUUGUAUUUACUGUCGAGCGUGGUUUGUGAUUUUAACUUUUGUCCUUCAGUAUCAACAUUUAGCAACAUUGUUUUGUUAUAUCCCCAUUUGAUCCUUUUCUAAUUUUCUUUUGUGCGUUCAGAGAAUAUGGCUCUGGUAGCUUUUUCAAAUCCCUUAUAGUCGGCCAUUACUUUACCUUUUUCCUACAGUUUUUAACAGUCUUUACAGUUGUGAACAGCGUCUCACCAUGUGUCCACAGCGAUUUGUCAUAAAAAUGUAUUAUUUUACUGGAAAAAGGAAACCCAACAACUUGGAAACUACAACUUUUGAUGAAGAUCUUAAAAAAAAUUUCACCAUGGCUCUUCAUUAUGCUUUUUCAAUUUAUAAAGAAAGGCAUCAUCACCGACAAUCCUCCUGCAUCUGUGUGUCCUCUGUAGCAAUAGCUAUGGGUGAAGCAAUUGCAGAUGAGGUUAUUUAAAUUAUGAAAAAUUAUUUCAGUGUCAAUUAUGAAUAUAUGUUACUAUACAACAAACCUGAUGAACAAUAUCUUUAUGAUGAGCUAUGAGGAUUUUCUCAUUCUCUAGCUCUCUGUCUCUCUCUCUCUCUUUCUUUCUUUGCUCAAACACACUUUUACUAUUUACAGUCCUAUUUUUAACAGGUUCCUUCUUCAAGUAAAGAUAUGAACGGUGAUGAUAACGAUCCUGAAGAACAUUCCUCGGCGAGUUCCUCUCUUACUUUGGUGUCCUUGGCUGAUAAGAAGAAAGUCAUUGAUUUUGCUGGUGCUCAUCCAAAAUGGAAGUUCUCAUCAUUAAAAUUAAUAUUUACAGAUUUAAAAAAAAAAAAAUUUGUGCGUGGAGUCCACGCGUGUCAGAAAUUAAAUUUCUUGCUUAUUAGGUAUAGAUAGAGAUAAAUUAUUAGUAUUUUUUUUUUUUUGUAGAACGAGAGAUAAUAAUAGAUAAUAGUAAGGAUGUGGGUAUGAUCUCAAAUGAAAUAACUUUUCCACAAGAAUAAAUAAAUUGUACAUUCUUUAAAUAAAAAAGUACUAACAAUUAUUUUCUCCUACAUUUAAAAUAAAUGUGCGCAAAGUACAGUUAAAUUUGAUUUUAAAUAAUACUUAAACUUGAAGCUUGCCAAUAAUUAGGUAGUUUAUGCAGCUUAACUAAUUGUCUAUAUGGACAUAUGGAGUCUGAGUUAGGUAUCUGGCAUGUGAAAGUGACAGCAUGGCAUAUGAACCGGACCUAGCUCAAAGCUACUUUUUUGAACCACAGUUGCCCACAGCGACACUGUUCGAGAACUAUUCAUGCCUCUUAGUUGGACUAAACAUAUUUACACGCUUGUGGGCUCAUAACUAUAAUACUGUGUGUGAUAUAGUUAAUCAAAUAAUAAUUCAUAACUCAUGUCAAACAAAAGCAUGAAAAGCAUUAUACCAGCAAAAAUAUUUAGUUACACAGAUAAAACAAUACUCACAUAAUACUGUUUAACAGUACUGAUUUACACAAGUAAUUAAAAUAAUAAUAUGUACAUUAAAGAAAAAUCUUUUCUUGCAAAUAUGGCCCAGUGUGUGGUUCACAACAAGACGCUCAGACCCCGUUGUGUUACCCUCUGCCCAAAUACACCCUUAAGUCGGGGGUGUCUGACGCAGGCGGGUCCCUACCGCCGUGAUACGCCUAUUCCUGCAGCAUGGCAGGGUUAAACCUGAGCCGCACGCCACCACAUGAAGCCUGCUCAAGGCUGCUCCAACGAUCACUGACCACACCAACUGCCCCGGAGUGGGAAUAGUUCGAUGCGCCAUUCCCAAGAAACAACCAUGCAUAUGCAAGUGCACUAGAGCACGAAGGUGCGAGUGUGUGAGUGGUCAAGUGUGAAAGAUUACAAGUUGCUCACCCAUGAGUGAGAAAAUGUGCAAGUUAGCAAGAGCGCAAGUGUGCAAGUAUGCUGCGUCCGUUCUACCUUUCUCUGCCGUCGCCUCUACCGGUUCCCCCACCAUGUACCUAACUAAUACCUUCCUCUCCUGGUUCCCCAGAAAUUGUUGCUCCUUUAGCAAAGAAGUUUCACUUCAAAAAGAUUAUCUUUAAAUUUGGAGGACAGAAAUAAAACAAGGUGACACUAUAAAUGACAAAUCUUUAUUCAUCGACUCCAAAACAUAAGAAAAAUUUCAGGAUGCUCGAAGCUGUUAUGAACAAACAAUGGCGAGAACAUUACAUUAAUGGUUAAAGGCAUUUCCAUAUUUGUCAGAAAAAUUUCCAUUUACAUAUUGCUAGUCAUAACUGGGUUAAAAGGUUCAAACGUAAACAUUCAAUAAAACAAUGAAAAAUUACCAAAUUCGUCAGCAAAAAUUAUGUUGCAAAUUUGGAAGAAACUGUGGAAGCAGCAGAGAAAUUAUUAUACAGACGAGACAUAUAAUGAAAAUCUUUAACCUUUGAUUAUAUAAUUAACACUGACCAGACUGGAUGCCAGUAUAAAUCAACACAUAACUGGUCACUGGAUUACAAGGGUGCAAAGACUGUUUUAGUGCGAAAACUUAGUCUCUCCUUACACAACACAGUUUAGUUUAGCUUUUUCUGGGAAUUUGUUUCCCCCUGUAUUUUUAUGUAUGCAAGAGGCUGCCAAUAAAUUUGGUCCUCGAGUUGCUGGUACUGCCAAGAAAUUAAAGAAGAAUAUAAAAAUGUUGUCGUUACUUGCUCCAGUCAGGAAAACUAACAAAGAGAAGUGAAAACUAACAAAAUUGUGAGAAACAACAUUAAAGCCAUACAUUGCCAACAAUAAGUUCCUUCUGUUGAUGGAUUCGUGGAGUGGCUGAGCAAAUUUGACAUUGUAGGAUGAGACAUUCGUCAGUGAGCAAGGUGAAGUAACGUGUACUAUGAAGGUCAUUCCACCCAAAUGUACUCGUCUUGUUCAACCCUGUGAUGUAUAUUUUUAUCAUCAAGUUAAAAAUGUAAUAAAAAGACCACAUACAAAGUUCCCCCAAGUUGCUACAACAGCAGGAAGAAUUUUCAUCAUGAGAAGAUGCAAUUAAAAUACAGAUGAUCAUGCAUCAUCAAUUAAAUGCUCCUGUUUUCACCCCAGUGAUUCAGUAUGCUUGGUUUGCAUCAAAAUUGACACAGGAAAUACAAUUUAAAAAACUUGAAUGAAGUAUGCUUUCCAUUGAAUCAUAUUUCGUACAAAUGUUGUUUAAAAAUAUGCUUUUAUAAAAUGUGCAUGGUGUGAACAAUAUUUAUGUUUUAAAUGUUUGUUUGAUGAUUAUCACACUAAAAAAAUGUUUCUUUUGAUAAAUAAAAAGCAGCUUAGAUAAUUAAUUGCUUGAAUUUUUGUAAAUGUUUAUUUUAUUCUAAACCUCACCCAAUUGUGUAACUUAAAUGUUUAAAUAUAUUUUUUUAAUUCUUUAAUUAAUAGUUCAAUAUUACAUGAAAUAAAAAAAAAAUGAAAAUUAAAAAAGCUUAAGCAGUGGAUAUUGAACCCGAGCCGGUGGAUUGCCAGACAACGCUCUUGACCACUGUGCCACAUUACUUGAAAAUUAAACUCUACUUCAAAAUCUUGAAAAAGCUUUUUCUCACUUUCUAGGGUCCACUGAGGCAAGAUAUUUUAGGAUGUUGAAAUGGGAACCUACCUGCUUUUACUCUCACAGUUUAAGUUUGUUAGACUCAUCACAUUCUCAGUUUUUUUUAUCAAAAAUAAUGCAAUAACUUAAGUGUAACAUAUAAAGCCAUUGUUUUUUUGUUUGUUUUUUUAAUUUUACAAAGCCUGGAAACAUUAACUGUGAAAGUGUGGUACAGUUUUGGUUUUACUCUGAAGUGUAAAAACGUAAAAAAACUUCAGUUCUUCUUUAACUCUGUCUAAUUUCCAACAUUAAUUUGUAUUUAUUUCUUUGUAUCACUCUGUAGUUACCCUUGUGCCAGCAUCUCUUGUUACUGCUAUUCUGUUGUCAGGCUAAAUGGAAAAGUGAUCCAUUAAUAAAGUUUUGACAUUCAUUAUUACAA